UGACGAGUGACGAGAGAGAGUGUUGUUAAUGAAUGAGAUACGCGAACGGGAAAGUUUUUUGUUUCGUACGUCAUUUGAAUAGAUUUUCAGUGAAAUUUUCAUAUGACAUGACUUUCUAGUGAUCAUAAUGGCCUCAACAUCGAGUUGUGACCCGAAAGUGUUGAUGGCAAAGGGGAAAAGGGCCACAGCUACUUACAUUCAUGCCGAUUGCUCCAACGAGAGAAAUCCGCAACACUUAAAUGAAGUUUUGGAUAAUUUGCUGAACCCCCAGAAGUCUAUUGAAGAAUGGGAAACAAUAGAUUGGUGCAAGUGGCUUAUGGCAGGGGGCAGAACCCCCGAUGAAUUUGCUAGCACAGUUCGAGCAUACGACAAUGCAACAACUUGUGGUCUGGUAUGGACGCCGAAUUUCGUGGCCUAUAGAUGUCGAACGUGUGGCAUAUCACCGUGUAUGUCACUUUGUACAGAAUGCUUCAAAAAAGGUAACCAUGCCCGACACGAUUUUAAUAUGUUUUUGAGCCAAGCUGGCGGUGCAUGCGAUUGUGGGGAUGCUUCUGUAAUGAAAGAAACUGGUUUUUGUGAACGACAUGGGCCGAACAAAAGAUCCACCAAAGGAAAAGCGCCCACAGAUCUGAUGUGUGUCGCAGAAGCCAUGAUGCCUAGAAUAAUAUUGCGUCUUAUACAACAUCUACGAGAAAACAGUCGGAUGGGUACAGCGGAUGCGUACAAAGGAGCCAUUCAGGAUGCCGAUGCCUUCAUAACCAUGUUGUCGGAUUUUAACAACAUGGGUGGGUUAAUGAGAAAAGUUAUCACGACAGCUCUUACUAAUCCACAGAAAUAUCGGGUAUUAAAUGAAAUUCCUGAAAACCCAUCCACCGAAUAUGAACAGUACCUGGUAGAGUCACGUCGACGAUAUGAAGAAGCUCUCGAAUCGUUGCCCAAUCCAGAACCCAUAGAGAACUUAGUACAUAAAACGUUUCUUGAGGAAUUAGUUUUCUGGACAGUUAAAUUUGAAUUUCCACAAAAGAUCGUGUGUUUGUUGUUAAAUAUGUUGCCGGAUUCCGAUUAUAAGGAAGCCUUAACAAGAGCAGUGGUUCUUCACUACAGUCGUAUAUCCAUAAUGUUAGAAAGAUCGGCCGAUCCUGACACGCUAAGCAAUAGAGUAGUUCACGUUAGCGUUCAGCUAUUUUCGAAUGAAAAUUUAGCUUUAAAGAUGACCGAACAGCUCAAUCUUCUGCACGUCAUGGUAGAAAGUCUCAAAUAUAUGAUGAGCAAAAUUUUGAUUAAGAGCAACUUGCAUAAUCAGAAAGAAAGCUGCCAUUACGUCGUCGAUUGUGCAAAACCAGUAAUGAAAGAUCAUUGCUAUUGGCCUCUGGUCUCCGAUUUAAAAAAUGUACUUUCCCAUCGACCUGUAGCACUUAAGUUUAUGUCUGAUGAUGAUCUGUUGGAGAGGUGGUUCGUUUUUCUCUCUAUGUUUCAAGUUAUGAACGUAAAUCAACGAGAGUUACACCAACACAUAGAAUUUGAACCAAAUACUUACUAUGCAGCGUUUAGUGCAGAAUUAGAAGCCAGCGCGUAUCCAAUGUGGGCCCUCAUUUCACAUUUGACAGAUGCUUCUACAGCUCAUUUAACAAAAAGAGUUUUGAACGCCUGUCUCAAUGAACUCAAAGAUUGGUUUCACGCAAUUGCAUACUUAAGCACUACAGUGAAUGAUAGUCUACAAGUCUCAUUUCAUCUUCCUCUUCAUCGAUAUUUGGCUGUAUUCCUGAGCCAAGCCGUUGCGAUACAAGGGGUAACAGUUAACGAAGUCUUAGGAUCGAGCGAUUUCUUCUUGGAUCUCUUAAUGAUGCAUCCUCUACGUAUACAGGUAGCGUUUUAUGAAAUUUUAAAUGGUUUAUGGUUGAGGAACGGGCUUCAAAUUAAAGGUCAAGCAAUGACGUAUAUCCAGUGUAAUUUUUGUAACUCCAUGGUUGAUGCCGAUCUCUACUUACUUCAGAUAUGUUGUACUAGGUUGCCCUCGGAAAAGUUUUUGAACAUUGUUAUAGAAAAAUUUCAUAUUAAAGAAUGGAUGAGUCUAGCUCCCUUUCAGGGAACUCAGAGCGCGUAUAUAGAAGGAGAGCAUGACACACCAAUGUUGGAAAGCUUCCUUACAUUUUAGCGACACUUAUAAGUGUCCGAACAAAUUUAGGUUUAUCAGAUACAUCACUUAACAGACUGGAAAUGGUAACAUUACUAUGUAUGGGGGACAAAACUCACUCCCAAUUGAUGGAAUUAAUGCCAGAAAGGUGCGGUAUGUCGGAAUCAAGAGAUUUUGAAUCAUUGCUAGCUGAAGUGGCGUUUUACCGAGCUCCUGCUCUAGAAGCAAGCGGUAAUAUGCAACAGGGAAUGUAUGUCCCCAAGCCGGAAAUCUGGGAGAAACAGUACGAUCCGAUCCACGUACUUCUUAGGGCUGUACAUAGAAGAGAUUUCCAAACCUCCAUGGAUCGAUACACAGAGUUUGCUAGACAUGCUAAUAAGCUAAAACCAGGUUGCAGUCUCUGGCCACCGUUUAGGACUCCAACCGAAGUAGCAGAAGCGUAUGAUGACCCCCCGCCAGAUUUUAAAAUCAAGAGUAUUCCAUGCUGCAGCUUUAAUUAUUUUAUUCAAAGCCGUUAGAGGUCAUGUUUCGGAGCAUGUGAUGGCUUUAGUUGUGUUUCUAUUAGAACAAGCAGUUUUGAUAGCAGCACAAGAAGACAAUAAAGAGGACUCAAAAAUGUGCUCAACAGCACCUCCUCAAUCUCAAGUCAGUGAUAUGGAUUUAGCUAGUUGGUUCACGGCCGAUUCCGUAUUUGAUAAUCUCAAAACUGUGAUAGGACAAGUAAUUAUACAUCCAGAACCAGAUUUUUCGCUUAUAACGUAUAGCUCAGAUAGUGAUCUGGAUUGGGAUAGUACAGAAAUAGAUGCUGCAGAUAUUGGGGACACAAUGUUAAUGCUUGACCAAGCUUCUUCAAAUAAUAAUUGGGAUGGCGAGGGACAAGAGCAAUCUGAAAGUCGUGAGGUCAUGGUAUUUAGACCUCAAGCAAUGGAAACUAUUUCACCCGUCGUUGAAACACCUCCGACGACACCUAGACUUAUGAUUGCAUUGCCUUCAACUACUCCUAUGGAAGUUGAUCGCAUAAUGAGUUUGGCGGUCCGGGAAACCACUCCUGCAGUAACGGAAGUCGGAACUCCGAGUCCGACAGAAACACCCGCAUUACCACCACCGGAUGCGAGACCAGUUAUACUCGCCGGCAACGAAGUUGGUAGAACUGUCAGAAAAACUACUAAAACUCCUGGCGCGUCUAGUUCUAGUAGUAGAACUGGUACAGAAUUGGUUCCUACGACUUCCCAAGGACACAGGAAGUCGCGAUCGAAUACACCUUUAAGGGUAACAAGCAAUUUCCCACCAGUAGUAAAAGUAAACGAAAGCUUAAUUUCCUUGUUGUUGAGGUUACAUUCUCAACUUAGCGGUGUACCUGAUAGUUAUAACCCGGAUGAUGAAGAAGGUUCUUCGUCUUCAGUUGACUCAACGGACAUUUCAGUCGGUGAUGGAAUAUUCUACAUUGCAAGGCUGUUAAAGAAAAUUUCAUCGUUAGAUGAAAACUGUAAAAAUUAUAUUCAGGAGGCUCGGUUGAAACUUUGGCCAUCCAAAGAAGAACGCGAAGAGGCAAAGAAACAAAGAGAGAACCGCGAAAGGGAGGAACGUCGAAGGCGUGCGAAAGAACGACAACAGAAAUUGAUGCAGGAAUUUGCCAACAAACAAAAGCAGUUCAUGGAAAAAGCUAUGGAAUGUGACGAUGCAGCUGAAGAAGAAGAGGAGGAGGAGGAGGAAGAAGUAGCGAAGCAGCAGGAGUAUGAUUGUGUCAUUUGUAAUCAAAGUUCUCCAAGUACUGAAGAACAACCGAUGGGUCUAGUAGUUUUAAUUCAGGCUACAAGUAUCAUAGGUCAUAUGCGAAGGCACGAUCAACCAGAAAGGUCAGUUCUACCAACCUGCGAAGAGGAACAGUCAUCGUUUUUCUACAAAGACGAUAGGGGCACUUCACUCGGAGCAGAGUAUGAUAGGAGAAUUGAUGAACUUGAUAGACAUUUUGAUCCACAAUCAUGGUUUCUUUCUGUAAAUCAAGGAUGGGAUGGUGGUGUACACGUUCAGACUUGUGGGCACCAUCUUCACCUGGACUGUUUAAAUUCGUAUUUAUCCUCGUUACGAACGCAGCAAAGACAACUUACUCUGUCCCCAGAAAAGGGAGAGUAUUUGUGUCCUUUGUGUAGACAAUUAGCUAACUCAUUUUUACCGCUGUCGUCGCAGUUAGGCGAUAAAACUCAAAUGGUGCGCUCAAGGCCAAAAGGAAACAUGUCUCACAUUUUAGAAGAACUUAAUAACCUUUUAAUAGAGAAUGAUAGAAAACCAAAUACAAUGAAAAUGGCGGAAGCUAUAGGGAAAGUUAUGGAAGAUAUGUCGAACAGUACCCAAUUAAAGGCUAGGUUUAAAUUUAAAAACGAGAAACCUAUAAUUCAUAAUCUGCAGAGUUUGCUUCUAUUUGUUACCUCGAUAGCGCGAACAAAUCUAGAAGUAGAAUUGAUUCAGAGAGGAGGAUCACUCGUUCAGUUUUCAAGCGGAUCCACUCUUCUACCGAAAAGAGAUUGUAUAGUUCCUCUACUUCACGUAUUAGCUGUCCAUGCGAGAGUUGCACGAGUUUUAGCUAUGUGGCCAGCUUGGAUGAGUUUCCAACAAUUGUGUGGAAUGCAAGCCAAAGUUCCAGUCACUUCUUUAGCACGUGUUGAAAGAGAAGUGCCUCUUUUACUUAGAGAUCCUAUAGCUUUAUUGUUGCAGUAUAUUUUACUGUUGCCUAUGCCUUUGGAUCAAACGUACUUUACCACGACUGUACAGAUGGUUUAUAAUUUAUUAUAUUAUCAAGUAGUGGCACAAGUGUCGUGUGGAUUAACGGGGCUCGAGAGAACUAAAGCCGCUACCGGAGCAAAUACCGAACAUGUUAAUAAUCUCACUGACGCAUUAGGACUUAUCAACGAAUGUCUAGGACAGACUGAUCUGUAUAUGGAAAACGAUGAUACCGAAAGUUGUAUUGAUAAAAAUAUAAUAAAAGUUAAUAUGGUUGGAUUAGAACUGCAGGUGCAAAAGUUAUGUCUGCCGUUCCUCCGCAUCGCCGCUCUCCUCAAACAUCACCUUUAUCAACAGCCCCUCCCAGAUAUUUUUGAAGCAAACAACGAAUUCGUCCGAUUAGUGUACUAUCUCGAACUUGUUACCGAAUCUAUGGAUUGGGGCUGGUUUAAUGCUUCCGUAGCUCUUACGUGGUCUAUGGAUAUGGGACUAGAAACGAAAACUCCGAGAGCUUGGUGUGAACAGUUGGGAGUAUUCGUUGGAAAAAGCCAACUGGCCGCCAAAGGAUUGUUAGCAGAACAACAUAUAUUGUGGUAUCCUCCUAGGUUAUUGCAAUUACCUAGGGAAUAUGAAAAAAUAUUUACGUAUUAUCACGAACGACCUUGCAGGCAAUGCCAAUCGGUAGCUCAAGAAACCAGCAUAUGUUUGUUGUGCGGUACGAUAGUAUGUCUCAAGCAAAACUGUUGCAAACAACAAAAUGUUUGCGAGGCCGUAGCACACGCAGCCGAAUGUGGAGCCGGUACUGGCAUCUUUCUAGUCGUUACUUCAACUUACAUUAUAGUUAUUAGGGGGCACCGUGCGUGCCUAUGGGGUUCCUUGUAUUUAGAUGAUUUCGAAGAGGAGGACAGAGAUUUGAAGCGGGGCAAACCGUUAUAUUUAAGUACAGCAAGAUACAAACUAUUAGAACAACAGUGGUUGGCGCAUCGAUUCGAUCAUACAGAAAAAACGUGGGUGCCGCAUCGAAACGCCCUCUAAACGCUUUUCAAUAUAAAACACCACUAGCACCUAGAUAUAUUAAAAAUUCAUCGCGCGUCUUAUGAUUUUUUAAAUAUGUUGUAUAUAUACUUUGUAGAAUGUUGAAUUUCCAGUGACUUUAUAUAAAAUUUUAAAGUUUGUUUGGAAUAAUUAAAAUGUCGUGUAAAAUAAAAUAAUUCUAUUACUUCAUAUGAUUUAUGAAUUAUUGUCAGAUUUGUGACAAUGAUGGGAUAAUGAGAAAAGGAAGUAAACAAAUAUUAUGCUUAUUAAUAAUUGAAUCAUAUAUGGUAUAUUAAAAACUUAAUUAUCUUGUAAGAGAAAUUGACUCUACUUUUUAUAUAAAUAAGCAAUUGCACAUAAAUCUUUCCACCCUUUAGGAGGUACCCAUUAGGAGCAAAGUCUGGAAAAUAGGAAACUUUUACAAUUAUAACCCAGUUUAUUUUUCCACCGAUUAACGCAGCAGUAUUUAAUAUACUGCUUGAUUAUGCGAAAAACUGUAUCUGCGCCAAGUUUACAAGUGUUUUACUGUAAAUGCAAGUUUAGGGACGGUCUUAUUAUGGACCACAUUACAAUCGGUGAGAUGCUCUUCGCUUGUAAAAAAAUAUAUAUGCAGUUCUACUCUAUUUCCAAGUAAUAGAAAGAAAAGAAAAUAAAAAGGAAAAUAAAAGGCAUAUCUGAGGAAGACGAAGACUACUCUAUUGCCAAAAUGCAGUUAUUUGCGCUGUUCCAUGAGAUGCUGCAACACAUAUUGACCCAGUUAUUUUUUUCCAAAUUGAAAUAAUUUUCAACUUUCAUAACUAAACUUUGUUCUUCUGGAGAUAAUAUUCUAUGUUUCGACUGAUUUUAUUUUCUUCCAAAUUAGUCAUUUUCCUUUAAAGUAUUGCGUUACUACACUACUAUAAAAAAAUAGGUACUUAUAUACAACUACUACAUCCUAAAAAGAACGAGGUUUGUACAACAGACGAAACAAUCGAACACAAAUUAUUUAAUAACCAAUGCUAAAUAAUCAUAAACACUGCAUUGAUUGUGAUUGCAAAACCUUUUCGCAUGAUUUGAAUAAGAUUUUGCUGAUUAUGUAUUUUGCUAAAUUAUUAAAUAACACCAAUACAACCCACGACCAUCAAUUAAUUUUUAACGAUAAACAGAAAUGUAAUAUGAUGACAAGUUUGAAUUUGAUCUACUUUGUCGUUAACAGAAACAGAUUUUUAAAUAAUUUUUCAAUGAUUAUGUGGAUUUAAGAAAUAUAUUACUAAACAAAUUUUUAAAGUGUGUAUAAAGGAGAUUACAAUUAUUAUGGCACAUGGUACUCCUUAUUUUUCUAAUAAUGUGUUCUUGUAAAGGCAUAACUUUGAUUAUUAGGUAAACCUACAUUAUACGAUACGUCAGAAAAAAAUUUUAAAAAAUAACAUGUAAUAAAUUCACUGUUUAAAUAAAUAUUCCGUACUUGUACUAUUGCGAUAAAAUAUUAAAACCAAUAAACGAUAACUGAUUGAGCAGUGCCACAGCCACCUUUACUUCCAAGCCAUGAAGUAAAAAAGGCAACACCGCAUUCUAUGACGUCGGUAGUCCGAUAAUCAGCUGUAAGGUCUACCUAAUUAAACGAAUUUGAAUUUUAGGAAACUGAUAUUUUGAAAACUUCAAUUCAUUACAGAAAUAUUUUUAGGGAAAUUAAAUGAGUAAAACCUUAUAUUUACCUAAUAAAUAUAUAUAAAGUUUUAUUAAAAUUUAGGUUAUAUUAUCAAUAAAAUAAUCACUAGAGUAAAAUUUAUUGCACUUAAUAUACAGUGUCAAACAGUUAAUCUUACAAACAAAUGCAGUCAAGAAUCUCUAGAAAUUUUAAAUAUUAAGUACUUAAGCAUAUAAAUAAUACAAUACAUUAAC
Molecule: messenger RNA, 7768 nt
Organism: Diabrotica balteata
Lineage: Eukaryota; Metazoa; Arthropoda; Insecta; Coleoptera; Chrysomelidae
Source: the annotation of a GenBank genome assembly